Messenger RNA from Gilbertella persicaria, 2681 nucleotides. Its product is annotated as transitional endoplasmic reticulum ATPase. Gene Ontology annotation, biological process: retrograde protein transport, ER to cytosol; mitotic spindle disassembly; autophagosome maturation. NCBI's taxonomy places the organism in Eukaryota, Fungi, Mucoromycota, Mucoromycetes, Mucorales, Choanephoraceae. The coding region runs from base 85 to 2565 and encodes 826 amino acids. Gene Ontology annotation, molecular function: ATP hydrolysis activity; polyubiquitin modification-dependent protein binding; ATP binding. Gene Ontology annotation, cellular component: nucleus; cytosol; VCP-NPL4-UFD1 AAA ATPase complex. The transcript has 5 exons. The record is from RefSeq and is a predicted model, not a curated record.
UGUGAUAAUAAAUUACAUUCUUUAUUUUUUUCAGUUUUUUUUUCUUUUUUCUUUUUUUUUAUCUAUUUUCAAACUUAUACAAACAUGACAAGUGAUAACAAGAAUAAGCUUUUACCCAACUCUGGUAUUGAAGAUACAGAAGUUGAUCCUAGCCACGACCCUGCCACUGCUAUCUUGCGUCGUAAGGCUGCACCCAAUAAGUUGAUGGUGGAUGAUGCUACCAACGACGACAACUCUGUUAUCACACUCUCUACUGCUACUAUGGAAAGGCUUCAACUCUUUAGAGGUGAUACAGUUAUUGUUAAGGGAAAGAAGAGAAGAGAUACUGUCCUUAUCGUAUUGGCUGAUGAUGAAAUGGAAGACAACAAGGCUAGAAUCAAUAAGGUUGUCCGUAACAAUUUACGUGUCCGUCUUGGUGACGUUCUCACAUUACAUCCUUGUCCUGAUAUUAAAUAUGGUAAACGUAUUCAAGUUCUACCUAUUGACGAUACCGUGGAAGGCUUGACUGGUGAUUACUUUGAAACCUUCUUGAAGCCUUACUUCUUGGAAGCAUACAGACCUGUACGUCAAGGUGAUACUUUCCUUGUUCGUGGUGGUAUGAGAGCAAUUGAAUUCAAGGUGAUUGAAACUGAUCCUGCACCUUAUUGUAUUGUUGCACAAGAUACCAUGAUUCAUUGUGAAGGUGAACCUCUUAAGCGAGAAGAUGAAGAACAAAGCUUGAAUGAAGUUGGUUAUGACGAUAUUGGUGGUUGUCGCAAGCAAAUGGCUCAAAUCCGUGAAUUGGUUGAAUUACCUCUUCGUCACCCUCAAUUGUUCAAGUCUAUUGGUAUCAAACCUCCUCGUGGUAUCCUUAUGUUUGGUCCUCCUGGUACAGGUAAGACCUUGAUUGCCAGAGCUGUUGCCAAUGAAACGGGUGCCUUCUUCUUCUUGAUCAAUGGUCCUGAAAUCAUGUCCAAGAUGGCUGGUGAAUCAGAAAGUAACCUUCGUAAGGCUUUUGAAGAAGCUGAAAAGAAUGCUCCUGCUAUCAUCUUCAUUGAUGAAAUUGAUGCUAUUGCUCCUAAGCGUGAAAAGACCAAUGGUGAAGUUGAACGUCGUGUUGUUUCUCAAUUGCUUACCUUGAUGGACGGUAUGAAGGCCCGUUCUAAUGUGGUCGUGAUUGCUGCUACCAACAGACCCAACUCUAUUGAUCCUGCUCUUCGUCGUUUCGGUCGUUUUGAUCGUGAAGUCGAUAUUGGUAUUCCUGACCCCACUGGUCGUUUGGAAAUCCUUCGUAUCCAUACCAAGAACAUGAAGUUGGAUGAUGAUGUUGAUUUGGAACAAAUUGCCUCUGAAACUCACGGUUAUGUUGGUGCUGAUGUUGCUUCUCUUUGUUCUGAAGCAGCUAUGCAACAAAUCCGUGAAAAGAUGGACUUGAUUGACUUGGAAGAAGAGACAAUUGAUGCUGAAGUCUUAGACUCUUUGGCUGUCACAAUGGAGAACUUCCGCUAUGCCCUUGGUGUCUCCAACCCCUCUGCUCUUCGUGAAACUGUCGUUGAAGUUCCUACUGUCAAGUGGAGCGAUAUCGGUGGUCUCGAAAACGUCAAGCAAGAAUUGCAAGAAACUGUUCAAUACCCUGUUGAACAUCCUGAAAAGUUCUUGAAGUUCGGUAUGAGCCCCUCCAAGGGUGUUCUCUUCUAUGGUCCUCCUGGUACCGGUAAGACUUUGUUGGCCAAGGCUAUUGCCAACGAAUGUCAAGCCAACUUCAUCUCUAUCAAGGGUCCUGAACUCUUGACUAUGUGGUUUGGUGAAUCUGAGGCCAAUGUUCGUGAUGUGUUUGACAAGGCUCGUGCUGCUGCUCCUUGUGUCAUGUUCUUUGAUGAAUUGGAUUCUAUUGCUAAGGCCCGUGGUAACUCUGCUGGUGAUGCUGGAGGAGCUGGUGACCGUGUCCUUAACCAAAUCUUGACAGAAAUGGAUGGUAUGAAUGCCAAGAAGAAUGUCUUUGUCAUUGGUGCCACCAACAGACCUGAUCAAAUCGAUCCUGCCUUGUUGCGUCCUGGUCGUCUUGAUCAAUUGAUCUACAUUCCUCUUCCUGAUGAAAGCUCUCGUAAAGCUAUCUUGCAAGCACAAUUACGCAAGUCUCCUGUUGCCGCCGAUGUUGAUUUGGGUGUCAUGGCCAAGCACACUCAAGGUUUCUCUGGUGCUGAUCUUGCUGAAAUCUGUCAACGUGCUGCUAAACUUGCUAUUCGUGAAGAUAUCGAAAAGGAUAUUGCCAAGGAAAGAGCACGCAAGGCCAAGGAAGAAGCUGGUGAAGAUGUUGGUAUGGAAGAAGAUGAUGAUGAAAGUGAAUCUGUGCCCGAAAUCACUCGUGCUCACUUUGAAGAAGCUAUGCGUUUCGCUCGUCGCUCUGUCAGUGAUGGUGAUAUUCGUCGUUAUGAAGUCUUUGCACAAAACCUUCAACAACAACGUGGUUUUGGUUCCUUCAAGUUCCCUGAAGGCUCAGCUUCUGGAGGUGCUCAAGCCAUGGAUGGUGUCAGUGGAGAAAAUGGUUUCGGCCAAGAGGGUGGUGAUGACGACUUGUAUGCAUAAAUUAAAUUUCUCAUAAUCAUUCUUGAACAUAAACUUUAUCCCCCAUUAUAUUUUUUUUUAUUACAAAAUCUCUUUUUUUGGAUUGUUAAAUAAACACAUAUUUUUAUUCGCGUCAA